AUGCAUAAGAAUACUAGAUACUUUCAUCAAGUAGCCUCAGCUAUAAGGAGGAACAACAAAAUUGAUGCACUUUUAAUUAAUGGGAGGUUGAUACAGAAUCAGGCUAGGAUUAAGGUUGUGAUUAGAGAAUUCUAUAAGGAUUUGUAUCGGCAAGAAUAUGUUUUCAUGAUCGGCUUUCAAGAAGGGAUGGUAAAGAAGAUUGAUGGAGAAGAGGCUACAGCAAUGAAAGUAAUGCUCUCUAUUGAAGAAAUUAAAAUGGCAGUUUGGGAUUGUGAGUCAACUAAAGCUCCAGGCAAUGAUGGAUAUAACAUGAACUUUAUCAAAAAGUGUUGGAAUGAGAUUGGUAAGAAAUUCGCUGCAACUAUAAUAAUGUUCUUCCAAAGUGCCAAAUUACCAACGGAUGCAAAGGUAAUAUCAAAGGUAUUGGUGAGAAAGAUGAGAUUGGUGAUGCCUGGUUUAGUGGGAGAGACACAGAGUGCAUUUGUGAAGGGACAGAAAAUACACGACAAAGCACUCAUUGCAUGUGAAACGGUUCAAUGA
Messenger RNA from Arachis stenosperma, 540 nucleotides. RefSeq lists its product as uncharacterized. NCBI's taxonomy places the organism in Eukaryota, Viridiplantae, Streptophyta, Magnoliopsida, Fabales, Fabaceae. The record is from RefSeq and is a predicted model, not a curated record. The coding region runs from base 1 to 540 and encodes 179 amino acids. The transcript has 2 exons.